AAAACACCAACGUAGUACAGACUUGAAAAGUGAAAAUGAUGGCCAACGAAAAAGCUCUAGUCUUGUUCAUCUGUUUCAUGAUCUUGCAAGCAGCCAUGGCAGCUGCUGCCGAUUUGAAAAGUUGCAAGUUUGAUCAAAUAUAUCAGCUCGGCGAUUCCACCUCCGACACCGGAAACUAUAUCCUGGAGACCUCCAACUUAACGGCUUUCCCCUGCGCCCAUCCCCCUUAUGGCGAGACCUUUUUCAAGAACGUCACCGGCCGUUGCUCCGACGGACUUCUCAUGAUUGAUUACAUAGCCAAGGCCGCCGGUCUACCGUUUCUGAAUCCGUACAAGAACAAAGAUGCUGAUUUCCGGCACGGAGCGAACUUUGCAGUUGCCGGCGCUACGGCGUUGCCAGAUCAUGUUUUGGCCGCCAAGAACAUCCCCCUCACUAGGACCCAUAGCUCCCUCGACGUGCAGCUCGAUUGGAUGUUUACACACUUCAACUCUAUCUGCCUUGAUGAUCACGAUUGUGCCAAGAAACUCAAGUCUGCUCUCUUCUUCGUCGGCAAGAUUGGACCCGAUGAUUAUAGUUACCCCUUGUUACUUCAAGGAAGGCCAGUUGAAGAAAUGAAAGCCAUGGCUCCAGAAGUUGUUGACGCCAUAGCUGAGGGUGUCAGGAGAGUUAUUAAGAGUGGAGGAGUGAAGAUAGUAGUUCCGGGAAGUUUUCCGAUCGGUUGUCUCCCGGUCUUCCUUACAGAUUUCCAGACACACGACGACGCAGACUACGACGAUCACAACUGCAUCAGGAAACUAAAUGAUGUAGCCAAGCACCACAACAACCUGGUUAUAAAAGCCAUUGAAAAACUGAAGAAAGAAAACCCAAACACAGUGAUUGUAUAUGGAGAUUACUACAAUGCUUUCCUCAAUCUCAUCCGCAACGCUAAAAAACUGGGAUUCAGUAAGAUAGAGUUGCACAAAGCUUGCUGUGGGACUGGAGGAGACUACAAUUUUGAUGUCACAAGACUGUGUGGAACUGCCGGAGUGCCGGUCUGUCAACAGCCGGAAAAGUUCAUAUCCUGGGAUGAAGCUCAUAUAACUCAACAUGGUCACCAGAUAAUGUCCGACUGGGUGAUCAGUGACAUCUUACCUAAACUUGAGUGUCAUUAGAAGUAGUUUGAAUUCAAUUAAGUUACUAUCGAGUCGAAUUGAGCUCAAAUCAACCAUAAUCGGGGGGCUCAGCUUGACUCGAUUUAUAGUUCAUUCAGUAUACAUAUAAGAAGCCAAAAUGUGAAAGAAGCAAUGAAUUGAAUAAGAAUCCGGUUUUUAUUU
Molecule: messenger RNA, 1313 nt
Organism: Ipomoea triloba (trilobed morning glory)
Lineage: Eukaryota; Viridiplantae; Streptophyta; Magnoliopsida; Solanales; Convolvulaceae
Product: acetylajmalan esterase-like
Exons: 5
Coding region: 36-1151 (371 amino acids)
Molecular function (GO): hydrolase activity, acting on ester bonds
Source: RefSeq, a predicted model, not a curated record